Molecule: messenger RNA, 1085 nt
Organism: Panicum hallii
Lineage: Eukaryota; Viridiplantae; Streptophyta; Magnoliopsida; Poales; Poaceae
Product: peroxisomal membrane protein 11-5
Exons: 8
Coding region: 152-853 (233 amino acids)
Biological process (GO): regulation of peroxisome size; peroxisome fission
Cellular component (GO): peroxisomal membrane
Source: RefSeq, a predicted model, not a curated record
GGGAGACGUGCCGAGGCGUGGGGUCUUGUUGUACUACCCAUCCCUGUCCCAAUCAACUGAUCGCCCGCAGAACGAGUAGCAGCUGCAGCAAGGAAGGCAGGCGCACCGGUUGUUUCGCCGAAUUCGCAGGCGCAGAUACUGAAUUCACACCAUGACUUCUUUGGACACUGUGAGAGGGGAUCUUGCUCUGGUCAUUUUGUACCUAAACAAGGCUGAAGCAAGAGAUAAGAUCUGCAGAGCUAUACAGUAUGGAUCAAAGUUUCUGAGUAAUGGAGAACCAGGGCCUGCGCAGAACGUCGACAAGUCAACUAGUCUAGCUAGGAAAGUUUUCAGGCUUUUUAAGUUUGUCAAUGACCUGCAUGCUCUAAUUAGUCCUCCUGCCAAAGGAACUCCACUUCCACUGAUCUUACUCGGAAAGUCGAAGAAUGCAAUGCUGUCAACUUUCCUCUUCUUGGAUCAAAUUGUGUGGGCUGGGAGGACAGGAAUAUACAAGAACAAGGAGCGAGCGGAGUUCCUCAGCAGGAUAGCUUUCUAUUGCUUCCUCGGUUCUAAUACCUGUACAACCAUUAUUGAGCUUGCUGAGCUCCAACGGUUAUCCAAGUCGAUGAAGAAGCUAGAGAAGGAGCUUAAGCACCAAGAGUUGUACAAGAACGAGCAAUACCGGAUGAAGCUGCAGAAGUCCAACGAGCGGCGUCUUGCUCUGAUCAAGUCGAGCCUGGACAUAGUUGUUGCCGUGGGGCUGCUGCAGCUGGCCCCGAAGAAGGUGACCCCCCGCGUCACCGGGGCGUUCGGCUUCGCCAGCUCACUGAUCGCUUGCUACCAGUUGCUUCCGAGCCCACCCAAGAGCAAGUGAUGCGAUCUGUAGCCGAGGGCAGCUGGUGUCUCCAUCCCCUACUGAUGGCAUCGACGACAACAAAUAAAUCCGGAAGAAACUCUCCGUGUAGCAUAUUUUGGUAGACACUUGUAUUGUUGACUUGGUUAUAGUCCUUUGUGGCUGAUUAUUGUACGAUCCAAGUUGUAGCUUGCGGUGCCGUGACUUGUCAUCAGUUGUCACGAAAUAAGAAAUGGCCCUUGCGAACUGUGAA